Phytophthora infestans T30-4 is the source of this 564-nucleotide messenger RNA. RefSeq lists its product as uncharacterized. The coding region runs from base 1 to 564 and encodes 187 amino acids. NCBI's taxonomy places the organism in Eukaryota, Oomycota, Peronosporomycetes, Peronosporales, Peronosporaceae. The record is from RefSeq and is a predicted model, not a curated record. The transcript has 3 exons.
AUGGCCAAGCAGUGCAUGGCGAAGCUUAUUAGCGAGCCCCGGCCUUGCGAGGAACAGGACACCUGCUCGAACAUCCUCUUAAUCCUGUGCGAUCUCUGUAUUCGCUACACGUCGCUCGUGGACGCGUAUGCUCUGACUAUUGCGCUGUCGCGGUUGGACAAAGUCGCUUGUUACAAGCACACCGGGCUACUCGAUUACCAUGGAUGCGACUACGAACUUCGAGACGAAGAGGACAGCAUCAUAGAAGAGCUGGCAGAGGUGCUGGCACGGCUGCGCACGAAGGACCCGAUGUCGUUGGAGGAGCCAGUCAUUCGUUUUACGGGCAGUUACCUCGCUCGCCUGUUGAGCGUGCCGUAUGCUCGCGUCCUUGCUCACUGGAGACUUCCCACCAAGUACAUGUGCUCGUCCUUCGCGUUCUUGUGCGCCGCGACUCAGAGCCCCACGCUAAGCCUUCUCUCAGAUUCACGCAUCGGAACCGCUGAACCGUGUCUACUCCUGCCAGACUCCACGCUUCUCGAGGCUCUCGCUAAGCCUUCUCUCAGUUGCAACACUAGGUCCUCGUGA